This is a messenger RNA of Xyrauchen texanus (razorback sucker), 2254 nucleotides long. RefSeq names its product oxysterol-binding protein-related protein 1. NCBI's taxonomy places the organism in Eukaryota, Metazoa, Chordata, Actinopteri, Cypriniformes, Catostomidae. Gene Ontology annotation, cellular component: membrane; cytosol; intracellular membrane-bounded organelle. Gene Ontology annotation, molecular function: cholesterol binding. The record is from RefSeq and is a predicted model, not a curated record. The coding region runs from base 78 to 1391 and encodes 437 amino acids. The transcript is spliced from 13 exons.
UCAGAGAGGACGCACAAGGUGACACGUUUAGUGUGCAUUCAGGCAGCUUCUUCUGUGGCCCCAGAGACUGUGAGAUCAUGUCAGGGAACAGUAACCAGAGUGACAAGACCCGGUGCAAUGGAGUCAAUAAACACAGGUCAACUCUUCCUGCAGUUAUGAUCUCACGGAAUAAUGUCAGUAUGUGGAGCAUCCUCAAAAAAUGCAUCGGGAUGGAGCUGUCUAAAAUCACAAUGCCAGUGAUUUUUAAUGAGCCUUUGAGCUUUCUUCAGAGACUGACAGAAUAUAUGGAACACACAUACCUCAUUCAGAAAGCCAGUGCUUCACAAGACUCCAUCGAAAGGAUGAAGUGUGUUGCAGCUUUUGCCGUGUCAGCUGUGGCCUCACAAUGGGAGAGGACAGGCAAACCUUUCAACCCACUUUUGGGAGAAACGUAUGAGCUUGUCAGAGAGGAUCUGGGCUUCAGAUGGAUGUCUGAGCAAGUCAGUCAUCACCCACCUGUCAGUGCUUUCCAUGCUGAGGGUAUAAAGAAUGACUUUGUGUUUCAUGGCUCCAUUUAUCCUAAACUCAAAUUCUGGGGAAAGAGUGUGGAAGCUGAACCUUGCGGAAUCAUUACCCUGGAGCUUCCUGCCCAUAAUGAAGCUUACACCUGGACCAACCCUAUCUGCUGUGUUCAUAACAUAAUCAUGGGUCAGCUAUGGAUUGAGCAAUAUGGCAAUGUUGAAAUUAUUAAUCAUACAACUGGGGAAAGAUGUUGUCUAACCUUCAAACCUUGUGGCAUCUUUGGCAAAGAGUUGCAUAAAGUGGAAGGAUACAUACUUGAUAAAAGUAAAAAGAAGAUCUGUGCUCUCUACGGCAAGUGGACGGAGUGUUUGUACUCUGUGGAUCCAAUGGCAUUUGAUGCUCACAGAAAAUCAGACAUGAAGAGCUCUGCCAAUAAGAAGGGCAGUACACAGAGUAAUAAUGGGCAUGAGGAGCCGGAUGAGAUGCCCCCGCCAGAGGCAGAGACCGUGCAGAUGAUUGCAGGAAGUGACCUCAUCUGGAGAACAUCACCCCGACCAGAGAAUUCUCGUAAAUACUAUGCCUUCACAUCGUUUGCUCUGCAGUUAAAUGAGUUGGAUGGAGAGAUGGAGCGAGUGAUUCCACACACAGACUGUCGUCUCAGGCCUGAUAUCAGAGCACUGGAGAAUGGACAUAUCGAUGUAGCGGGUGCAGAGAAGAACAGACUAGAGGAAAAACAGAGAGUGGCACGAAAAAAUCUCUCCAAAUCAAAUGAGGAAUGGAAAAUUAGGUGGUUUGAGCAGGGGCCGAACCCUCACACCAGAGCUGCGGACUGGAUCUACACCGGCGGGUACUGGAGCAGGAACUACUGCGGUCUAUCUGACAUAUACUGACCUCAAAGUACUGGAGCGCAUAUACAAACACACUCCUGCUCAGGAAAGCAUUUGAUUGCAUAUAAUAUAUACAGUACAUUAUAUUAAUAACAGGAAAUGUUCUGUUAUGAAUGAUGCUAAAUUGUGAUAAUAAUGAUAGUUACAUGCGCCAUGAUAUACAAGAACAAUACACGUACUGUAUAUACCCUGUGCUUUAUCUUUCACCAGAUCAAAGUGUAGUAUUAAACAAUAUGCAUAUUUUAUAUAUUAUAGGUGAUGAUAGAUAUGUCAGAUAAUCUUCAAUGUGUAAACAAACAAUCAAAAAACUUGUUUCUUUUAAACAUUGAUGUUUCAGUAAAUGUUAUGGAUUAUUUCCAUUGCCACAUAUUCAUAUACAGAUAGAAAACUAGUGCUGCUUGUAUAUUUUGGACAGUUAGCUUAAUGUUUGACAAAGGUGGUACAAAUUUGAAAGCAGGUUUUUCCUGUAAAUUAUUUUUUACAUCAGCAGGUUUGAUAUAGAUCGAUAGAUAUAUAUGAAAAGGAAAUUAUGCAAUAAUCAUAACAGAUGAAUAUACAGAAACAUGGGCCUUUAUUUGUUGUCAUGUCCACAAAUCAGUUGAACCCUAGGAAGUGCACAUUUCCAAAUGUUAAAACAAUAUUUAUGAGUAUUAUGAAACAUAACUUUCUACUGUUGAUUAAUAAAGGCUUCAUGAAACUUUUCUGAAUUUGUGACUUUUCUGAAUCUAAUAUAAUAAGAGUGAAUCUCAUGAAAGCAUGUCAUAUUUCAAUCCAAAUUCAAAUAACAUUUGAAUUUUUACAAGUUUUGCAAGAAGAAACUUUUUUUUUGUUGCAUUAUGACAUAAAAUAAAAUUUCACUCCCACAA